GUCAUUGCUCAUAGCAGGCGAGCAGGAUAUUGCGAAGAAAAGCUAAGCGGAAGUCGACUUGGUUUAAGGAAAGCUCCCGAAAGCGGUUUGAUACAUUUGUCGAGGGCGCAUGAUAUAAAGACCUCUAACAAUGGUGAAGAUUUUUGUGGGAAACCUUCCCAGAGAGGCAGACCAGGAGGAAAUCAAGACACUCUUUUCUGAGCACGGCACAGUCACAGAAUGUGCCAUCAUCAAGAACUACGCCUUCAUCCACAUGGAUGACCGCAAGGCCGCCACCAAAGCCAUUAAGGUCCUGCACCUCCACAAGCUUCACGGCACACCGAUCAAUGUGGAGGCCAGCCAUGGGAAGAACCAGGGCUCCGUCAAACUGCAUGUAGCAAACGUAGAAAAGGGCGCAGACGACGAGCUCCGCGCUCUCUUUGAAGAGUACGGCUCAGUCACAGAGUGUGCUGUAGUCAAGAAUUUUGCUUUUGUUCACAUGUCCAACUCUGACGAGGCCAUGGAUGCCAUCAAGGGAAUGGACAACACAGAAUUUCAAGGCAAACGCAUCCAUGUCCAGAUUUCUAAGAGCCGUCCCAGACACGACGAACGGGAGGACUACCCGCCUCCUCCCCCAGACAGGGGUGGCUAUUGGCCUCCUCACUACCCAGGAGAGGGGCACGAGCCUCCCCCACCCAGCUAUAUGAGAGGUCGCCUCGGCCACAUGCCCCCAGGUUACCCCGCUCCUCCUCUGCCGCCCCCACCGCCUAGACGAGCAGUUUAUCCUGACCGUCCCUACGAGGGAGACCGAGAAAGAUACGGCGUUGUAGAUUACUAUGAAAAAUACAGAGCUCGUCCGUACGGCAUGGCUCCCUACGAGGACCAGCGUGCCGGCGCCCCUCCUCCUCCCCCUCCCCCCUCAGCCGUCGCCCGAGACCGUCUUAUGCCCUCGCCGCUUGACCCGUAUGAGCGUCGUCCCCUCCCACCACCCCCGGCUUCGUACUACCCCCGAGAUCGCAGUCCUCUAAGGAGGCCGCCCGCCGUGCCAAUGCCCCCCGCUAAUAACGGCUACCCCUACGAGCGGUCUCGACUCAGUCCGGUUUCCCGAGUCCCGGGAUACGGAGUUCCACGCGCCAGGGACCCCUACGCAGAGCGGCUGCCUCCGCCACCACCUGCCCGAUAUGCUUAUUAAGCAAGGCCCAGGCACGUGAAGGAUCGUCGUCGACUGCGUCGCCGCUCGCCGCCUCCUGAUGCUCGUGAAACUAUCCUCUCGUCUGUGGCUGAGCGCGUUGCGUUCCACUGCGAUGCUCACAGGAGGAACCGAAUUACAGACGUCCACGUCUGAUUUUUCUUUUAUUAAUUUGGGACAGUUUUUACUCGUCCUCCCGCCCUCCCUCCUCUGGUUGUUUUAGUUUGUCAUUGUGCUGUAGUAUUUUUUUUAUGCUUGACGUCUGAAUUAGGCGGUUUUUUUAAUUUAGUUUAUUUACGUUAAAAAAAAUUAGUGUUCUGAUGUGUUGUGUGACCUUAGAAAGCUGCUGAUUUCCGCAGCAGACUAGGCGAUACUUAUGACUGUAGAUUUAAAUGGACUAAAUCAUGUUUGAAAUGAGCUCUAAUAUGCACGUCGGUUCUAUUUAUGUUACGCUUUCCCAUCGAUAAAAAAAAACGCCAUGUGGUGUUGCUGUAAAAAAAAAAAAUCAAACCGCCAAGACGUGUGGGUUUUACAAAUGUAGAAAGCCCCUGUCGUUAGGACAGUUACCGCAAAGCGUUCACAUGUACCUGUCCAUUGUCGUACUUGUUUUUAAUAAACGGAUUUGUGCAGUAAUGUUGUUCACAAAUGUGCCCAAACUCCUACCAUGCGCUCAAAAAAACCCUCAUCAGUGUAACCGCUUGAAUUUGUUCGAACACUAAUACCUCCGAAGGAUAAUCGCAUAUAUUUAAUAAUACCAUUAUUUGUGAUAACACGUUUAAAAAAAAAUUGCUGAAAUCGUUUCCGCUGAUUCAAAUAUUGUCUCCUGGCUUUGUCUGGAACAAUGCAGCCUUCCUCAUUCCCCGCGUACAUCUUAACCUUUCCCCUUUUUUAGUGCAAAACAUGUGAGCCUUGUUCACUCUAGGUCUAAAAGUGAAGGAGGCUGCAACACCUGCCGUACUCCCACCAGGUGAGGUCGCAUAACGCGGACUAGUUUAUCUUGAAUCAGGGGUGAGAGGACAUCAAAGGCUGCUGCAGACCUUCAGAGUGAACAGGUAAGUCUUGAGGACUACUGACGCAGACCAUACCACAGACGGCACACACGCAUGUACCCUUUCUAUGUUAGUAUAAAUUAUUAAGACACAACUGUCCACUCAUCUGUUCCUUUCUUUAGAGCCAGUGUUUUCUGGAGAAGGACUUAAGUUAUAGUGCAUAGUCCAUUUGUAGGCAUCGCUGUUAAGUGGAAUGCAGAAUGCUUAAGUUAGUUUAACUUAUUGAGAAGCAGUCAGGAAUACUUUGUUUGCCCAUUAAGAGUUUGUCUGACCUGGGACAUGAGCUGAAGUAAAUUCAACACUGUCUUGCAGACAUUUCUAAGCUGUUAAUGUUAUAAAACAUGAAAUCCAUUGACAAGGCAAUGAAAUAAACUAAUUUGAACACAAUUGAUGACACAUUUACCAUUCUGUGCUUUGAGUUUGAUCUUUUGGAAGUUGACUUGUAUGAAUAAAAUGUAAAUCACUUAAA
This is a messenger RNA of Gasterosteus aculeatus aculeatus (three-spined stickleback), 2686 nucleotides long. RefSeq names its product RNA-binding protein 4.1. Gene Ontology annotation, cellular component: nucleus. The record is from RefSeq and is a predicted model, not a curated record. NCBI's taxonomy places the organism in Eukaryota, Metazoa, Chordata, Actinopteri, Perciformes, Gasterosteidae. Gene Ontology annotation, molecular function: mRNA binding.